AUGGGCACCAGAUGGAAAGCAAAUUUAAAGACGUAACAUCAGCGCAGCGGAGAAGGUUUUUUGAUAAAACAUGAGAAUUUUACCUGAUUUUGCCCUUUACGGAUUAAUACCUAUACUAUUUUAGGUAAGUUAUCAGUAUCUAACGGAUUUACUAUAUAAACAUCUUAAAUUGUUACUUUUUUUUAUUUAGCCGUUGAGCAAACUUUUUUUUAAUUGGCCUUUUUAAACUUCUUUGUUCUUUACUAUUUAAAACUUUUUUAAACCUUUAAAAUAAUUGAAUAAGAUAUGAUUUGAUUCCUUUGUUGCAAAUUUUAACAGGAAAUACUGAUAAAGCCUAUAUAUAAUAAAAGAGCGUUGUAUUUAUCUUAUUGAAUUUACCUACUAGAUAAGUACACUGUUAUCGCUAGUGGAAUCAAAAUAAAUUAAAGUUUAUCGUUAACGUAAAUGUAUAUCGUAAAUAAUUUUCUAGAUGACUAAAAUUCAAAGAUUUUCCACAAAAAGACGCGGAAAAGUUUCAUAAGGAAACUCAUUACUUAUUUAAAGACUGUAUAGUAAAAGAAAUGUAGUACAAUGUUUAAUUUUAUUAGCGCCCUCUGUUAUCAAUACUAAUUCAAAUCAGGCCCGUUAAGCGACGCGAAUCGAAAGUUGACAAGUCGUCGGUUAACAAAUUACAUAUUUAAACAUGACUUUUCUUUUUUUUGUUGGGAAAGCCUAAAAACAAAGAAAAAGUCAAAUAAAAGAAGUAAAGUUUUCACCAAAAAUAAAACGAAUAGUCGUCGGAGUCGAGAAUAAUCACGCUCUUAUACUUACACCUCUUUGAUUUAUAACCCAAGAAGAUCGUCGGAGGGCGCUGCGGAUAUCAAAUAUCUAGUUUAUUCUGUCCCCUUUAUAAUAGUUAAAAAUGUUCAUUCUUAUUUUUUAUAUUGAAGAUGGAGGACGUAGAUUCUAACUUUCGUUCAGUUUUGUAUAACAUAUUUGAUAUCUACAGGCGGAAAAUGGGAAAAAGUCAGCGUAAAAAGUAUCAUAAAACCCCACCGAGUCCGCCCCUGGAAAAACACUCGAAAGAGGCAACAACGAUAAGAAAUUCUCUUUUCGAACCAGAUGUCUGCAUGUUAGGUCAGAGCGAUAUUUCACAGAAAGAUCAAAGCGGUUUACCGCCUUCACCUGCUCGAUCGAAGAGUUCUUCGAGGUUUGGCAAGUUCUUCGCUUCGAAGAGAGGAAAAAAGAGCGAAAGGCCUAAAAGUGAAAAUGGUUUUCCGAGACCUGCCAACUCUGUGUCCAGCGUUUCUCUGGCAUCCGAUCAAGAAAUUCAAGAGGAUAGUAAAGAAGACCUGAAAGAAAGGGAUAAUAAUAGACAAAUAGAACAAGAGGUUAAAUGUCGGUCGGCCAAAUGUACCGAACAAACUAUGCAAACAGAUAGUGGCGCCACCAACACCGUAUCAGUACAGGAUCAUCCGGAGGUAACAAACGGUACAUUAAUAAAAAAUGGAAGAAAUGGUAUAGAAAAUAGUAUUGACGAAUCAACGCUGAAGCCAAAAACGACUGUAGCAAAACAAAUCGUUCAAGCCGAUAUAGAAAUGGAGCCUAAACCAAAAACUAACGGUAGACUAUUGAUUAUGGAUAGGAGUGUUAGCCCCACGUCCAGUCUAGGUGAAUCGGUUAUAUCUGGCGUCUCCAAGGCAUCAUCGGGUCGUCUCGCUUCGUCGCAGACAAAUGGUCAAGCAAGAAAUUACACGUUGACAGAAAUUCUGAAUAAGAUGGAGAAUUGCUUUGCCAAAUUGAAUAAGCAUACGGAUUUUACAACUGAAGAAACUCUCGAUGACCUCUCUUACUUAAGCCAACAAGCUCGCUAUAUAAGUGACCAGCAAGUUAGACGGGUUCUAAUCGGAAAGUUAAUAGAACUUGGCUCCAUAAAACUCUUCUACAACGUCUAUCAAUCCGUAAAUAGUCUAAAUUAUUUGGAUAUAAGCAGGAAUAGUGAUUUUGCGACUGAUAAGAUUAGUCUAUAUGAACAAUACGGCGUACAGCAGAGCCCAGCUUUGGGUAAACGCCAAGAAAAUUCUAUCGAUAACGUCAGUGAAGUGAGUUGUUUGUCAAGCACCGCAGAUUUGAAUUGUCAGUCAUCAACUCCAGCUCAAAUUUUAUGCUAUGCUAAUGUUAGGCAUGCAUUUACAAUUUUGGUUAAUUGCACAGAAAAAAGUUACGCAUUAUGUGAACAGUGCGUCCAAAUGAAUAUUCACCAUAUGAUAAUUAGAGACUUAUUCCACCCUGGUUUGAAUGCCAGCGAACUCAAAGAUCAAAAUAGGCUACAUGUUGUUAAAUCAAUUCUUCAUCUCCUUUGUAACCUUGUCAGGCAAAUUGGACCUAGUCUCAGAGCUGAAUAUCGAAAAAUAGGUCUUAUCAAGGCGCUAAUUCAACAUACCAAGUCGCAAAUAACAGUUAUUAGAGCAAGAUGUUUAAUUCUAAUUAGUUACGUAAUAUCGGAGAAUGAAAAUGAUAUUGUAAAUUGCACGGAUAAAAAUUUGGGCUUUCUUGCGAGAGUUUUGCAAGUUUGUUUAGAGAGUGAUUCACAUUUUUCAAGGAAAUUAGGUAUUUGGGCUAUAGACGUCAUAUCCGGACUCAACCGUUACGCCAUCUAUGACGGUAAUAAGCAAUAUCUUGUGAGAAGAGGUUUACUAAACCUCUAUGCUAAUUUCCUCUAUACGGGUUCUGCUGAAGAACAACACGGUUGUUUACAAGGACUUUGGUUGCUAGCUUUCUUCCCACCAGUAAGAGAUGUAUUAAGGCAUCAUGAUCGUUGUAUGGAAGGUAUUGGUAAGUUGGAAGCGCACUCUAAAAGAGAACAAAUUAAGGAAGGUGCUGCCGGUGUUUUAUGUCAAAUAUUUAAUAAAUUGGGAAGUGAGAGAGUAGCAGCCAGUGCAGAUCAACUAAAAAAUGGCGAUAAUAAAAUAAUUAUCUUACGUCAUUCUGAAUCGAAUGAUUUGGCUAAACUGCUUAGAGAGAGUUUAAUCGAAGAAGGUCUUGUCGUUUCUUGCCCAGAUGAAGAUGACAGAGAGAGAAGCCGUUUAUCAAAAUCUUCUAAGAUAAGAACUAGUCGCGUGGUCAUCGCCUGUAUAUGUCAAUCUUUUCUUGAAAGUCCCAGUUCGAGAAUGGAAAUUGAAUAUGCUACAAUAUUAAAGAAACAAAUCAUAUUUGUCCGAGCCGACCGAUCAAUGCAAUUAGAAGGAUGGCUUUCCGUUAUAAUCGGUGAGAGCGCGGUGCUAGAUUUCUUUCAUGCAGACAAUAUUAAUAUUACCGUUGGAGCUAUUUUAUUGCAACUGGGUGGAAUAAAAAUUCAUAGAGGAGAAAGUAUUACUGGCACAGAAGAAGAAAGAGCAAAAACUAUUAUAAAAAGAAAAGAUAAUUUAAAAUCUAUAUCUGGCUGGGAUGUUGAACGAGUGAAAAGUUGGCUAAAGGAGAAUAACUUGAAUGGGACUGCCGAUUGGUGA
Molecule: messenger RNA, 3488 nt
Organism: Dimorphilus gyrociliatus
Lineage: Eukaryota; Metazoa; Annelida; Polychaeta; Dinophilidae
Source: the annotation of a GenBank genome assembly